Cyprinodon variegatus (sheepshead minnow) is the source of this 9436-nucleotide messenger RNA. It is a transcript of the gene adgrb2, whose product is annotated as adhesion G protein-coupled receptor B2-like. Lineage: Eukaryota; Metazoa; Chordata; Actinopteri; Cyprinodontiformes; Cyprinodontidae. Bases 758 to 5713 code for a protein of 1651 amino acids. The transcript has 35 exons. Gene Ontology annotation, biological process: cell surface receptor signaling pathway; negative regulation of angiogenesis; peripheral nervous system development. Gene Ontology annotation, cellular component: plasma membrane. The record is from RefSeq and is a predicted model, not a curated record. Gene Ontology annotation, molecular function: G protein-coupled receptor activity.
UGCGAGCCGCUGCCUGUGGAUCCUCAUCCCGGAUGCCAGAGCAAGCGACGCAUCACAUCCCAGUACAUAGAGGAGGAGGAGGAGGAGGAAAUAAAAAUUGUGGAGUGACAGAUAAUGCAUUUUGUGAUUAUUUUUUUUUUUACUCGCUCUUUCUGUGUUUUUUAGCGUGUGAUUCAAAUGAAGAGCAUCUUUGGACUUGGAGCACCGGGCAUCUUUAGACAAAAUAACAGCCGUUAUUCCACUGCUGCUGCCGCGCUGCUGCUUACUGUGAAUUUGGGAUGUGUCGUGCAGCUCUCUGCACCAAACCAUGGAGAUUAUAUCACGUGGAUUUAUGCUUUUUUUAACAAAACUGGACAUCUACAGUAACAACGUUUUAGUUUAUAAUUUUGGAUUACUUUCCCCCACCGCCCCCCUAAUCAUCUGUUCUGUUCUUUUAUUUGCCCACGUUCUAUGAUUUCAUGUCUAUAGCGUUUGCAGAUCUUUUAUUUAGACCGUUUAUUAUUAUAUUUUACACUUUCUUCCUUUUCCCUGUCUUUUUUCUUUUUUUUUUCUUUUUGGACUCGAUGAAGUGGGAUGCCUCAAGGAAAACAUUAGUGAGGCGCAGCAGCAAAACGUGAAUGAAUAAUAGUCCCCUUCUCCAUCUGAGACGUGCCAUGGAUGGGAAACUUAACUUGUGUCCACGGAACCGAUCGGGGAAUCGCAUCCUCCUCAAAUAACUGCUGCUGCUGCUGACAGCGACCAGGACGAAUGUCAUAGGAUGAACACUGCUGGUGGGGUGUGUCUGUCUGUGCUGUCCUCCCUCCUGGCUGUGGCUGGGGCCCUGGCUGCUCUGUCUGCCCUUGCUCUAGCUCCACUCUGUACCCUAGCCGAGGUUGCCCAUGGAGCUGUGGAUAGCAUCCCCAGCACAGGGGCAAAUGGAGGACCCUCACCCAUCUCCUCAUCAUGUUCCAGCCUUGUAGCAGGGGUGCUCUACGGUUCUUUCUCCCUAAGGGAGCUUUUUCCCUUCAGGAAACCUGGUUGCUCAUGGUCCUUGGAGAAUCCAGAUCCUACAAAAUAUUCCCUCUACCUUCGCUUUACCCGAAAUCCUAUCAUCUGCCAAAUGCACCAUCCUAUGCUCCUUUCACUGGACCACCACCUAGCCAAUCAAAGCUGCCCUCUUCAUCUACAGACAACAACAGCCAGGGAUCAAGAAGUUGUUGAUCUCUGUGGCAGCACCUUAACCACAGACAGACCAUACUCCUUCCUGCAGUUUGAUAAAAACUUUGUGCAGAUAUGUCUGACGAAACAUCCUCUUGCAGAUGAGGCUCAGGUAACCAAGGAAUUGCUGGAGCAGAGGCUAGUGGAGGUAUUGCUCAUCAACAACGAGAAUUCCAGUCAAUUUACCUGCGGUGUACUUUGCCGUUGGUUUGAGGAAUGCCUGCGGUCAGAUACCAAUGGGGACCUGGAGACACCUGAUGGAGAUGUUUGUGGGAUGACCCAGACAGGGUGUAUUUGUCCUAAUCACAACAUCAUGGCACCACCAAUACCUCUACUGCCGGAGACACCACACAGUUUCAGCAAUGGCUCCCAUGUUCCAGAUGACUGCUGUGUAACUGAGCUUCACUCCAAUGAGGCAAUUGCUAUAGCACCCAGAGAUGUCCGACAAGACCCAUAUGAUGAUGACCUGAAAGUGAAGACCCAAAGGCCACGAUCAGCUGACCUGCCAGGUGUGUUUCAGGCACAAACAGGUGAUCCAGCGGCAGAGGAGUGGUCACCAUGGAGUGUGUGUUCCUUGACGUGUGGGCAGGGCUGGCAAGUGAGGACGCGAUCGUGUGUCUCCUCUCCUUAUGGCACACUUUGCAGUGGUGCUCUGAGGGAAACACGCAUGUGCAACAACACUGUUUCCUGUCCAGGGGAACCUGGAAUCAUAAGUUCAGUGCAUGGGCACUGGGAGGAGUGGUCUUCAUGGAGUCUGUGCUCUGUGACCUGUGGGCGGGGCUUCAGAACACGCAUCAGGAAAUGCAUGGAUGGAGGUGGGGUCAAACCUUGUGGACAGCCCGAGAUUGAUACCAAACCCUGCAACAUAGCCGUUUGUCCUGUGGAAGGCCAGUGGUUGGAGUGGGGCGCCUGGUCAAAAUGUAGUGUAACCUGCAACACUGGGACCCAACUGAGGCAGAGACGCUGCAGUCCGUCAGUGCAUGGCUGGGCUGAGUGUAAGGGGCCCCAUCAGGAGAGUAAGGAAUGCACCAACCCUUCGUGCAGUGGUGGAGGUAACUGGGGCAGCUGGAAUCAUUGGAGUCUCUGUAGCAAGACGUGUGACUCAGGGUGGCAGCGACGCUACAGGAUGUGUGAGGGCAGCGGGGUAAAAGGCUCUCCCUGUGAAGGUUCAGGAGAGGAGGUUAGGUCCUGCAAUGAGAAGAAGUGCCCUGCUCCUCAUGAGAUAUGCAAAGAUGAGAACCUCCUUUCAAUGUCAUGGAAGAGAGCCUCAGCAGGAGAGACUGUCUACAACAAGUGUCCAACAAAUGUUAUCGGAUCUGCUAGUCGUCGAUGUAUGCUGGAUAAUAACGGAGUUGCUUUCUGGGGUCCUCCGAGCUUCGCCAGAUGCGUCUCACUUGAAUAUAGACAACUACAUUUAGCUUUACUAGAGCAUCUUGCGAAGGGUCAGAGGACCCUGGCCGGGGAGGGGAUGUCUCAGAUCGUACGGAGUCUCCUGGAACUUUUGCAGAGGAGGAGCUACUACAGUGGCGACCUUCUCUUCUCCACGGAGAUCCUGCGAAAUGUGACGGACACCUUCAAAAGAGCAACCUACAUCCCAGCUUCCGACGACGUGCAGAAAUUCUUCCAGAUUAUCAGUCAUAUGUUGGACUUGGAAAAUCUUGAAAAGUGGGAGGACGCACAUCAGGUCGCUCCUGGUGCUGCUCUGCUGAUGAGAAUAUUAGAAGAUUUUAUUCAUUUCAUUGGAGAAGCACAAAAGCCUUUUCAGAGUUUCCUAACAGUCACAAACAAUCUCAUGAUAACAAUACAAAGAGAGCCAGUGUCAGCAGUGUCAAGUGAUAUUAACUUUCCCAUGAAGGGACGACGAGGGAUGAAAGACUGGGCCAGGACAGCCGAGGAUAAACUCUAUAUCCCUAAAGAUGUCUUUACAAUGCCUGCUGAGGAGCCUGAAACAGAAUCAGAAACCACAAUGUACUAUGUCAUUGGAGCCAUUUUGUACAGGACUCUUGGCGUCAUCUUACCUGGACCAAGUCCUCCUGCAGUGAUUAACUCCAAGAUAAUGACAGUGACUGUGCGUCCUGAACCACAGCCAAGCGAGCCAAUGGUUGUGGUGGAGCUGUCACCGCUUUUAAAUGGUACAUCAGAUCCUCAGUGCGUUGUCUGGAACUAUGGCAACCCGGAAGCUGGCGCAGAAAACUGGGGCACAGAAGGCUGCCAAACGCUUGCAUCAAACACUGUCCACACCAAAUGCCUCUGCAGCAAGAUAUCCACCUACGCCGUGUUAGCGCAGCAAGCUAAAGAUCCGGACAUGGGUCCUGCCAGCAUGCCCUCGGUGCCCCUUAUGGUGGGCUGUGGGGUCUCCUGCACCGCUCUCCUCAUCCUGCUGCUAAUCUAUGCUGCCUUCUGGAGGUACAUCCGGUCAGAGAGAUCGAUCAUCUUGGUCAACUUUUGCUUCUCAAUCCUGGCCUCCAAUUUGUUGAUUCUGCUAGGACAAUCUCAAACACUCAACAAGGGGCUUUGUACUGUGACUGCUGCUUUCCUGCACUUCUUCUUCUUGGCAUCCUUUUGCUGGGUACUAACUGAGGCGUGGCAGUCCUACUUGGCCGUCAUCGGCAAAACAAGGUCGCGCAUUAUUCGCAAGCGUUUUCUGUGCCUCGGCUGGGGUCUUCCAGCCCUUGUUGUUGCCGUGUCAGUGGGUUUCACCAGAGCCAGAGGUUAUGGCACAGCUAGCUACUGCUGGUUGUCUUUGGAGGGUGGCCUGCUUUAUGCCUUCGUUGGUCCUGCUGCUGUUAUUGUUCUGGUAAACAUGCUGAUUGGGAUUGUGGUGUUCAACAAACUCAUGUCUCGUGAUGGCAUCUCAGACAAAUCUAAAAAGCAGCGAGCAGGUGUCCCAGCGGAGGCGCGUAGCCGACUGCUACUGAAGUGCUCCAAGUGUGGCGUGAUCUCGAGUACCGCUAUGUCCAGCUCGACGGCCAGAAGCGCUAUGGCGUCCCUGUGGAGCUCCUGUGUGGUUCUCCCUCUGUUAGCGCUGACCUGGAUGUCGGCCGUGCUGGCCAUAACUGAUCGACGCUCCACACUCUUCCAGGUCCUCUUUGCUGUGUUUGACUCUGUCCAAGGUUUUGUCAUCAUCACUGUUCAUUGUGCUAUGCGUAGAGAGGUGCAAGAUGCAGUGCGUUGUCGAAUGGGGGGAUGUAAAGACGACAGUGAAAACUCCCCUGACUCCUGCAAGAACGGACAGGUGCAGAUCAUGACGGAUUUUGAGAAGGAUGUGGACUUGGCUUGUCAAACAGAUGUACCGCAGUUUGGUGUGUUGUGCUUUGAUGUAUUAACACAGUCACUUUCCCCCUCUACCCUUGCAGAGAGAGGACACCCAUUCAUUUUCAAAGAGGUCAACACCUGCAACCCAGCCACCAUCACUGGAACCCUGUCACGAAUCUCCCUGGAUGAUGAGGAUGAUCCAAAGCUUGCAGCACAUCAGGAGGGGGGCGUGGGGGUCAAUUUCAGUUCCCUUCCUGGAAACAUCCCACCUCCAAACCUCAUUGUACAGGUGCCAACAUUAGGAGGACUUAAUGAGCUCAGCGAGACACCCCUAAAGAAGGAGGUAAACGUUGACCAGCAGAGACAGCAGGGCCAGCCACGCAGUACUGCUCCAAUAUACUUGUGUACCGAGAGCGGAUUAGGGUGGGCUCGGCCUCCCGCUUCCUCCAACAAUUCCCAGGAUGGAAGUGCAGGAAGUGGGGGGAGUGGAGGGGGAGGAAGUGGUGGAGGUGGGGAAGGAGACUACAUGGUCUUGCCUCGUAGGACAGUCAGUCUCAAACCUCCAGCAUCCUCUUCGCAAGGAGGAGGCCUGGGACUUGGUGGGGAAGACAAACCUCUCAACAUUGGAGUUGAGGACCCUCCCUUUCCCCCUCCUCCCUCUCCACUUACCCUUCACCCAGCAGAGAGUGAAGCCUAUCCGGCGGACUUUGUACCGUCCAGUGUUGGUGAUAUGAAUAUCACCAUGAACCUAAACCGCUCCUACGGGACUAUCAAAACCGUGCCCCAUGGGCAUGGCCACUUGAUGGGUCAAGGUGGACAUGUGCACUCCCACGGAGGACACAUCCAUUCCCACGCGCAUUCACUCCACCUAAAGCCAGGCCAGAGGCCAUCAGUCAGACAGAUUCUGACAGGGGGAACAACUGUGGAGAGAACCCGCACCCUUCCACGCAACCUGGGCAGCACCAAUGCCAACACCAGCCUCUCAGCGGGAUCCCUGGAGAGGAAAAGAGUACGGUACUCUGAGCUGGACUUUGAGAAAGUGAUGCACACUCGCAAAAGACAUUCUGAGCUGUACCAUGAGCUCAACCACUCGUCCAAGUUCCACACCAUAGACAGGUAUAACAGGGACCCAGCCAUGUCCACAUUCAAGUUUGAUCGUAGCCACACAGUCAGCAGCACCAUGGGCAUCCAAGUCAACAAAGGACAAGUCCAACCCAGAGGACCAGAGCUCCUGGGAAACCUUCAAGACUAUGACCCCUGAGCUGUCUAUCGUGCCUGGGGAGCAGAAAGACCGUCUAGAAUUGCACAAUAAGACAUGGGACUCUUCCUCGGCGAACACACCGGACUCAUCUGAGGGAGACUUCCAGACGGAAGUGUGAAGACACGCAGACACUCAUGCUCUCUUUAAUCACAGACUUAAGCUCAUGUUGAGAUACAAACACACAUAGACGCAAGCCUCCCGGAAAAAAUAUAUAUGUAGGUUUGAUUUCCUGCAAAGGAUCUCAGACAUUCUGCUCCCUGCCUCAUGCAGUGUGCUUUGAUGGAUCCCAUACUGUAUUUGUUUACAGCUGCUGAGGACAUAUACGAAAGGAAGACCGUUCUUCGCUCUAUUUUCGCAAAGACUUUUGGGGGGAACAUAGAACAGGGGCCGGAAAGAUAUGUCACUAAAUGAACAUAAAGGAUAAAAAAAAACAUUAUUUCUGAGAUAAAAGGUCUCAAUUUUAUUCUUAAAAUAAAAAGAAAACGUCUUACAAGUGUUUGAUGAUGACCUGGGAAGGGUGGUCUGGGGCGGGAGAGAAAAAUAACAAUAUUUCUGCACUCUUAUUCUUUUUUUAUAUAGCAAGGGGAAGAUUUCACCUAGAACCCCAAGGCAAUCUACUUUCCUUUUUUUCUUGUUCUUUUAAAUGGAUGAUGAAAGUAUCCAGUCACUUAAUCUUUCCUAUAUGUUUGCUUUCUUUUUGUCAAGAGGGAAUAGGGUAUGAGAGGGAGAGACAGCGCUGCUCACAGAUUAUGUGCCAUUCUCUUACAUGUCUUCAUGUUCUGGUUUCUUCUUGACCCACUUUCUCCUUUGACACCCCAUUACCUAAUGUUAUUUUUUAUUUUUUAGCAUUUUCUAUUGUUAUUGAAAGGAAGGAUCAUUCCCCUCUGCUCUGUCACUUGAAAAUGGCCAACAAAUGACAACCAAUUCACUUUUGUUCCAUAGAUUUAUUGUUCAAUGCCCUGUCUGUUUAUGAUCAGCUGAUUUAUUUCUACUGAUACAUGCUUGAGCUGUCUGCAAUUUCUUUUUUGUCGGUUUUUCAUGUAUGAAGAGAUUUAAAUUACAUAAAACUUUAAAUGCCUUGAUAUACCAGAGCACAUGAAAGUGAGAUGACAUUUUAACAGGAUAUGGCAGUCAUAAAGAUUGUAGCCUCUUUGUUGUUCUUUUUUUUUAAGUUUAAGGGUUGCAUGAUUUGAGCUGUUGCGAGUGGCUCUCGGUUAAUCGCCCCUUUGCCAGUUUGUACCCCCCUUUCAUAGCUAUGAAUCAUCAAUUCAUUACUUUCUAUUUACAUGAAAUACAAAAAAGGAAAAAAAAAAAACAUUUCUUACCAAUGUAUUUUACCAUGGCAUAUGAUCAUUUUUGUUGAAGUAUUUUCGUGAAUUUUCAAAAUAAAUGUUCAUCAGAAAAAUGUAAACAUUUCAGUCAUAGCUCAAUCAAAUUAUAUACAAGUGUCUUGAAAGUUUCUAUUACACUUUAUUCUUGUCAAUUUCUUUUCCAAUUAUUUAUUUAGCAGUGCCCCAUUUUGGACAGUUGACCCAUGAUAUGACUUUGCUACGACUGACAUUUUAAUAUAUCUAAAGGGCCACAAGCAAAAAUAAAGUUCUAAGGGCCACACGUCACUGAAGUUAUUGAGUCCAUAAGAUGGAAUAUAAAUUGAAUAUAGAAAAAAACUUCAAAUGUGCAGUUAUCAAAGCAGAAACAAGAAAAAUGACUGUUGGGUAUAAAAGCUGGUGUGAUUGUUUUAAGGCCUAGUUGUGAAAGGCAUAGACUUAUACCUGAUAAAUAUCAAAGGUACUAAAUGGCAAAGGGGCAAAAUGACCAACACCUGUCAAGAGUCACUGUGGUUCCAUCAAAUAUUGCCAGUGAUUAAAUUUUAGCCAACAUGGGUCCAAUAUAGGUACAACUCUUUUUCAGAGCUAUGAAAAAGUAUUAGAUGUCCUGCAGAUUUCUUCUGCAUUGUUUUCUUGUCACACCAUUUUUUUCAGAUUAUCAAACACAUUUUAUUAUCAAAAAUAACACAAUGAAAUAUACAGCUUUCAAAUGCUUUUUGUUAAAGAGACCCAUGGUAGAUGAAGUCCAAUAACUGUCCAAUAACGCUAAGGCAACUUUGCUUGCUUUAUCAGCUGAGAGUAAUACAUUAUUUUGAGACAAUUAAGAGAGAAAACAAGAGAAAAACAACAGUCUUAAAAGUUUUAGCAUCCACUUAGUUUCUCCUGGUUCGAAGUUUGCUUGGAUCAAUCUAUCUUGUCACUGUGAUACUAAAAACAAGGAUAAAAAGAGUUAAAAGAUAGGACUCAUGCUGACUGAAAACUCAUUAGCGUCAGAUAAAAAAUAAUUUUCUAUAUACAAAAUCUUUUUAAAUGCUUAAAAACCCUAUGAUUUUCUUUGGUAUACUAUCUCUACCUCCUUGAUAUCGCCUGCUCAGAACUCAGAAACAUGAAAUCUUAAUGCAACAAGCAGCAAGGCCAAAUGUAUAAUUACUUGUUUCUAUGGGUUCAACACUUUGUGUUUAUAUCUGUGGGCCUGUGAGCACAGCAGCUGCAAAAAGAGAGCACAAAAAAGACAGUUCAGAAUAAAGAGGAACUAAAUUGUACACUUGGAAUGAUUCUAAUGCCCAUACUGGGGUUAUUAGAAGAGAGCUGCUGGUUUCUUAUUAUUGCUGCAUUAGUUCAACCUAGAAAGUGUUGAGGGAGAUGAUAAUUCUUCUGAGGAAUGUCCAAAAAAAGGUGGCCAAGAUAGAUUUCCAAAUAAUGCUGGUUAAAAUCUCAAAACAGGCAUUGAUGAAGACAAAGGCAAGCGUUUAAAACAGUAAUUAUCCAGAGGAUGGUAAGUUGCCCUGACAUCUUCCAGUGCUGCCCUCAAACCAUCUGCUUAAGGCUCCCUAAUGUGGUGGUAGAGCAGCGCAGCGCAGAUGGCAAGACAAGAGUGGCGCCCCUCUAACCUUUCAAGCAAAUCAGCUGUUAGGCAAGCCUACAGCUCCACCUCUCUCUGAGGAGGAAGACUGAUUUGAUCCCAAGUUGCCAAAGUAAGGUCACAUUCCGAUGAUCUCCUGAGAAGCAUUGGAUCUAGAUCCACAAAACAAAGCUUCCAUCUGGUAGCUUCAAGGCCAAACUCCGUAGCUAUUACUCCUCGGUAUGUACAUUUUUUUUGUAUCUCUUAAACAGAUCAAAUGAAAAGGGGGGGGGAUAAAGUCUUUUUCCCAUGGUAAUGGGACCUGCAGAUAAAGAGACGUGUUCAGGUUUGCUUUCGGCAUUGUAAGAGAAUUUCUUUCAAUCAGCCUUAUUUUUCAUCUUGUAUCUGGAUACUUUCACACUAAUUGAUGGUUGGUUUUAAUUUUUUAUGUCAAGAACAGUAAAGUUAUAUACUGCUUGACUGAUUAUAAAGUCUGUCAUGCAUUGUUCUACAUUUCUAUUAAAAUGUGCUGUAAUGUUAUCAUAACUCUAGGUGAAACCAUUUCAACCUUUAGAGACACUCCGUUUUCUCGAAAAGCUUUCCAUAAUCAGCUGUCUUUAGGGGACAUGACACACCAGAAGGCAAAUUUUCAACUGAAGUUAAAGUCGAUUCAAAAACCUUCACAGCUCACCUUUCAUCUUGUCCUACCUGCAAGCCUUUGAUUCAUCUAGAAACAUCCAACAUUCCAGCUGAUUUUCUUACUAACAACCCCUCACUCCAUUUUGUUCUUUUUAUACAUAAGAUUGUACAAAGUAGUCCUCUAAUGUUUUCAUA